Messenger RNA from Anthonomus grandis grandis, 3336 nucleotides. It is a transcript of the gene SPoCk, whose product is annotated as calcium-transporting ATPase type 2C member 1. Lineage: Eukaryota; Metazoa; Arthropoda; Insecta; Coleoptera; Curculionidae. The record is from RefSeq and is a predicted model, not a curated record. Bases 124 to 2925 code for a protein of 933 amino acids. Gene Ontology annotation, biological process: intracellular calcium ion homeostasis; manganese ion transport; calcium ion transmembrane transport. Gene Ontology annotation, cellular component: endoplasmic reticulum; plasma membrane; Golgi membrane. Gene Ontology annotation, molecular function: ATP binding; ATP hydrolysis activity; P-type calcium transporter activity. The transcript is spliced from 18 exons.
UUUUUUAUCUGUUGACGAGUCAAGACAAACCAUGUAUUAUAAUAAAUAACAUGUCCUAAUGAAAAAAAUGUGAAUUAUUAACAAAAGCAACGUACGGUACGCGUAGAACCACAUCGGGCGAUAAUGAAAAAGAAUUACACCAAUACCAGGUACCAGAAAUUGCAAGUGUACCCGUACAAUGAUGCGCCGGACUUGUAUAUUCACCGGAAUUCGGACGAGGCGAUUUCACCGAAUUGGCUGACGGCCACCGAGGCGAGCAGUUUAACGUGCGAGGAAGUUGCGCAACGGUUGGAAGUCGACGUGCGAAAGGGCCUGACGUGGCAGGACGCGACUAAACGACGACAGAUAUCCGGGUACAACGAGUUCUCAGUGACAGUAGAAGACCCGCCAUGGAAAAAGUACCUGGAGCAAUUCAAGAAUCCGCUGAUUCUGCUCCUGCUGGCGUCCGCGGUGGUCUCGGGGGCGAUGCAGCAGGUGGACGACGCCGUGAGCAUCACCUGCGCCAUCAUCAUCGUCGUCACGGUCGCCUUCGUCCAGGAAUACCGAUCGGAGAAGAGUCUGCAGGAGUUGACGAAACUUGUGCCGCCCGCUUGCCAUUGCUUACGUGAGGGUACCCCCGACUCGUUCCUGGCCAGGGAAUUGGUACCGGGGGACAUAGUGAUCUUGAAUGUGGGCGAUCGGGUACCGGCCGAUCUACGUUUGUUUGACACCGUCGAUUUGCUCAUCGACGAGAGCAGUUUUACGGGUGAAACCGAACCAUCCAGAAAAAACACCGAUUCGGUGCUGAGGCCGAACGGGGCGCACGCCUCCAACACGAAUAUCGCUUUUAUGGGCACGUUGGUCAGGUCUGGAAAUGGCAAAGGUAUAGUAGUGAGCACAGGAACCAACAGCGAGUUCGGUUCCGUGUUCAAGAUGAUGCAGGAAGAAAAAGCCCCCAAGACGCCUCUGCAAAAGUCGAUGGAUUCGUUGGGGGCCCAACUGUCCCUUUACUCAUUCGCCAUAAUCGCUGUGAUCCUGCUUAUCGGAUGGUGGCAGGGCAAAAUACUGCUGGAGAUGUUUCAGAUUGGUGUUAGUUUGGCCGUCGCGGCCAUUCCCGAAGGUUUACCCAUCGUGGUCACGGUUACUUUGGCCUUGGGGGUGAUGCGGAUGGCGAAACGGAAGGCGAUAGUGAAAAAGUUGCCCACCGUUGAAACAUUAGGGUGCGUGAACGUGAUAUGCAGCGACAAAACCGGAACGAUAACCAGAAACGAGAUGACGGCCACGGUGUUGGUCACUUCCGACGGUUACAUCGCGGAAUUGAGCGGAGCCGGUUACAACGACCACGGACAAGUUUUAUUGCACAAAUGCGACUAUCCGGACAAAGCGAGGGACAGUGUUGCCAACUUAUUAGAGGUGGGCGCGGUGGCAAAUAACGCGAUAAUAACCGACGAAGUUUUAAUGGGACAACCGACAGAGGGUGCCCUGCUCGCCGCGGCGAUGAAACACGGCAUGUACAACGUCGCAGAUCGUUACUUAAGAUUGAAAGAAUAUCCGUUCACGUCGGAACAUAAAAUGAUGGCGGUGAAGGUGAUCUCGAAGUACGACAGUAGCAAGGAGGAGAUUUAUUUCGCCAAAGGGGCGUUGGAGAGGAUUUUACCCAAAUGUACCGGGUACAGCGUGAACGGUGUGGUGCAACCGUUGACGCCGGAAAAACAGGCGGAUUUUGUAGCGGAAUGUUCCGAAAUAGCUAAGAAGGGCCUCAGGGUGAUUGCCUUAGCCAAAGGAGACAGUUUAUCGAACCUAACUUACAUGGGCCUGGUGGGUAUUUGUGACCCACCGCGACCGAUGGUCCGCGAGGCCAUCAAUAUCCUCACCGAAUCCGGGGUAAAAGUGAAAAUGGUCACCGGGGACGCCAUGGACACUGCCGUGGCAAUUGCUCAAUCGAUCGGUUUGGCCACACAACCGAAUAACGUUCUGUCCGGAGAGCAGCUGGACACGUUCACCGAACAGGAACUGGACGCUGCCGUACCGCAGGCCACCGUAUUCUACCGGGUGUCCCCGAAAAAUAAACUGUCAAUAGUGAAAUCUCUACAGAGAUCCGGUUAUAUCGUGGGCAUGACCGGGGACGGGGUGAACGACGGGGUGGCAUUAAAGAAAGCGGACAUCGGAAUCGCCAUGGGAAAGAACGGCACCGACGUGUGCAAAGAGGCGGCCGAUAUGAUCCUGGUCGAUGACGAUUUUUACACCAUUAUUGCGGCAAUUGAGGAAGGCAAAAGCAUCUUUCACAACAUUAGAAACUUCGUCGGUUUUCAGCUGUCCACCUCGAUAGCCGCGUUGGCUUUGGUCGCCCUGGCCACCAUUAUGGACAUUCCGAAUCCGUUAAACGCUAUGCAGAUUUUAUGGAUAAACAUUCUGAUGGACGGUCCGCCCGCUCAAAGUUUAGGGGUGGAACCGGUCAGCGACGACGUGGUGAAACAGAAAUCGCGGGACACCAAAGAACCGAUGAUCACCAAGAAGUUGAUCGUUAACGUUUUACUGUCGGCCACGUUUAUUUUGGCCGGGACGUUAUGGGUGUUCAAUAAGGAGAUGACAGAAGACGGUGUAACGGCCCGCGACACCACCAUGACCUUCACCUGUUUCGUGUUCUUCGACAUGUGGAACGCCCUCUCGUACCGAUCGCAGACGAAGAGCGUCUUCCAAAUCGGCCUCUUUUCCAACACGUUUUUCUUGGUGGCGGUCGGCGGUUGCGUCUUGGGUCAACUUUUAGUCGUCUACGUGCCUCCGCUACAAGAAAUCUUUAAAACUGAAGCAUUAACCGCUUGGGAUAUGGCGUUUCUGGUAGCGCUCACAUCUUCGGUAUGGAUCUUUUCGGAAUUCAAGAAACUAUUCGAGAGGUUACUAGAGAAGAGAUGUAAGGGUAAAAAGACACCUUUGGAGUAUGUAUGACACCGGAAACGAAGGUUUUUCGCAAAAAAGGCUACGGUAGAGCGGCAGUUGGAUUAAGGAUCCGUAAACGCACGAAUGCAUGCAGACCACUUUUUACCAGGACGAAUAAGCGAAAACCGUAUGGUCCCUGCCCCUUGUCCGGGUUCGUUGUACCAUAUCAAUUACCUUUUUAUUUAUGUAUUAAAAGAAAACAUGUAAUUUAUUCACGUAUAUAUGUACGAUCACUCACAACAUAAUAUACUCCUCGCUCACGUUGAACUUACUUCAAUGUUUUUUUUUUUUAUUUAUUUUGUAUAUUUUUGCAUAAUUUAAGAUGAAAAUGGUAGGUAGCUAUUCGGUGUUAUCCCUCUUUUGUUUUUGUAAAUUAUGUCUAUAUUUAUUAAUAAUUAAGUCUAUAUUUUUGUAUGUUAA